AUGGGUGCCGAUCGCCGGGGAACUAAAAUUGAUGGACGAGAACUCCCUGUGAGCCUCAAGGCCGCAAACUUGCAGCUUCUGAUGCCGGAAGACCAACCUGCGGCACAGAGCAUGAGAGAUGCUCUGGGCAGAGGACCCACGAGUAAGCAGAAGUGGUCGAACAACAGAAUCCGGCAAGGAUUCUGCGCGAACACAGACGUGAGCGCAGCAAGCCCCACGAGUGGACGCAUUUCCCCAAGUGAGUGGCAUCGAAAGGGUCCAGAGGACAGCUGGACUGACGUAGAUUGGGCAAGCUCCGUCCAAGUCUCAGAGGACGGGCUUCUCAGUAUUCACUUGGCUAGAAUGGGUCGUGAUAUCCGCGCUGUACAGAAGUUUUGCGCGUGGUUCCCAACAGAGCUACAACGCUUGAAGCAGGUGAAGCUUCCAAAGCUGUACGUCUCCAGUGACGACAUCGAAUUGGCUUAUCAUGUAGAUUUUCUCAGAAUUGCUUGGAUGAUGAAGGCAUGA
Molecule: messenger RNA, 507 nt
Organism: Symbiodinium sp. CCMP2456
Lineage: Eukaryota; Dinophyceae; Suessiales; Symbiodiniaceae
Source: the annotation of a GenBank genome assembly